Gaeumannomyces tritici R3-111a-1 is the source of this 1983-nucleotide messenger RNA. RefSeq names its product inositol phosphosphingolipids phospholipase C. Lineage: Eukaryota; Fungi; Ascomycota; Sordariomycetes; Magnaporthales; Magnaporthaceae. The transcript has 2 exons. Gene Ontology annotation, cellular component: cytoplasm. Bases 1 to 1983 code for a protein of 660 amino acids. Gene Ontology annotation, molecular function: sphingomyelin phosphodiesterase activity. The record is from RefSeq and is a predicted model, not a curated record.
AUGGACGAGCUACCAACCGAAAUCAGUAUCGUCACGCUCAACUGCUGGGGCCUCCGCUUCAUCUCCAAGUGGAGGGCCCAGCGGAUAGCCGAGAUCGGGCGCCGCCUCGCCAUCGCGGCGCCUGCUAUCGUGGCCCUGCAGGAGGUCUGGAGCGAGACCGACUACGAGAGCAUCCGGCUCGAGACCCGGGCCGUCCUGCCCUAUGGCAAACUAUUCCACGGUGGCGUUGUGGGCUCCGGCCUCGUCAUCCUGUCUCGCUGGCCCAUCGAGGACACCAGCCUGCAUGCCUUCCCGCUCAACGGCCACCCGACGGCCAUCACGAAGGGUGACUGGUUCGCCGCCAAGGGCGUCGCCUAUGCUCGCAUACGCUACGGCCCGGCGCGCCACCACAUCAUCGAGGUCUUCAACACGCACACACAUGCCGCGUACAGCGAACCCGAUCAUGACCAGUACGCGCCUCACCGGGCUGCCCAGGCCUGGCACUUUGCCAAGCUGCUCCGCGCCGCCGCCGACCGCGGCCACCUCGUCAUCGGCCUCGGCGACCUGAACGCCCCUCCGAAGUCGCUGCCCCAUCGCCUCGUUCUCUCCGAGGCCCCCGUGAUGGACGCUUGGCAGGCCGUGCACGGCGACGACGCCAGCAACGGAAACAUCAGCGGCACCAUCCCGACCGCCGACCGUAACCUCAACGUCAACGGCGUCACCUCGGACAGCGCCUACAACACAUGGGGCUGGAGUUGUUCGCGCCAGCGCCGCCUGGGCGCCCCGCCGCGCGUGGCGGAGUCGGGCGGCAGCGGCGCGACCCGCAAGAAGGCGCUCACGCGCAAGGCCAGCCGCCACAUGAGCCUCGUCGAGGUGAGCGACCUGCGCGCCACCACCAGCAACCUGGCCAUCGAGCGCCCACGCGUCGUGGCCGCCUGGGAGGAGGACCCGGGCAUCCACCCCAGCUGCCCGGACGCCAAGGCCCGCAGGAUAGACUACGUGUUUGCCGGGACCGGUGACCGGGACCUGCUGGGCGGCGAGUGGGGUGUCCGGUCCGCUGCCGUCGGCAUGGUCGCGCGCCACCGCGUCCUGGGCUGCUCUCUCAGCGAUCACUUCUCCGUCGACGUUACGCUCGAGUUUCGGCCCAGGACCCCGGCCGACGACGGGGCCGGGUCGAGGAACCGGAAGAGCGUGCUAGGCGGCGGAGCCUUUGGCGCCGGCGCCGGCCACGGCUUCGGCUUCAGGAACAGCGAGGCGGCCCUGGCGGCCGCCGGCCCCGCCCUCUCGCCCGAGAAGUCGGUGUCCAGGCGCGGGUCUAGCCUCUUCUCCAUCGCGGCCAUGAAGCCGCGCAAGAGAGGCGCCGCCGCCGCCCAUUCUGUCAGCGACAUGGACGACAGCCGCACGAUACGCGUCACCCGGGGCACAUACCUCCAGAGCCCUGCCCCUUCCAUCCUCGAGACAGCGAGCGAGCCGACGGGGGCCGAGCGCGACCACCCGGGAGCAGCACCACUACAGCCAACAACAACCGCAACUGCGGCGGCCGCCGCCGCCAUGUCGGGAGGCCAGCGUCUGGAGGAGAAGCAACGAGCAGCGACGCGGGACUACGACGAGCUGCUGGAGCUGGCCGACGCCUGCUUCGAGCGCGAGGAGAUGUCCAUGUUCUGGCGCACCGUGCGCUUCGUCACGGGCGUCCUGACGUGGGUCGGCUGCCUCGUGGCCGUCUGGUUCGUGCCCGUCCAGCACGCGUCCUACGUCUCCUUCGUCCUCGUGCUCGUCGGCGGCCUGGCCCUCUGCCUCGGCGCGCUCGAGGGCAUCGUCGGCCUCCUCUUCAUCCCCUCGGAGCUCCGGGCCCUGCGCGAGUUCGAGUGGGAGGUGGCCAACGCCAGGGCCGCCGCUGUCGCUACUGCUGCCACCUCGGCCGCCGUCGCCACGAGCAGGCUGACGCAGCAGAGCUUUGCCGUUUCAUCCUUUACCACCCCUUCUGCCAUCGGCAAAGCCUGGUGA